This is a messenger RNA of Amyelois transitella, 3490 nucleotides long. Its product is annotated as eukaryotic translation initiation factor 2-alpha kinase 1. Gene Ontology annotation, molecular function: ATP binding; protein kinase activity. NCBI's taxonomy places the organism in Eukaryota, Metazoa, Arthropoda, Insecta, Lepidoptera, Pyralidae. Gene Ontology annotation, biological process: protein phosphorylation. The record is from RefSeq and is a predicted model, not a curated record. The coding region runs from base 234 to 1970 and encodes 578 amino acids. The transcript is spliced from 3 exons.
CCUAUUUCGUGAAAGGUGUCUGACCAUUGACGGACGUGUAAUUUUAUUUUUGUUUAUAAAAAUAAAUUUCUUUACAAUCAAUUCAAAAUGCACAAAUCAAAUCGAUCGGCAGCAAAAACUGUCUAAUUCUAUUAAAUUUGUUUGAUAAUGAUUAUACGAGACUUUAGUGAAGUGAGAUCUUGGCUUUUACAUCAUCGUCAGAUUCAGAUCAUUGUCUAUCCAAAUCCCAAACAAUGGCAAAACGAAAAGAAGAUAAAUGGGACAGUCUAGAAACAGUCAAGACCUUCGAUCUAGGCACAUACAACAGCCACCAUGAGACUGUAUUCCAACAGAGUCGGCAACAACUGGACAUCAUCAACUACUCAGCGACCACACCCAUCUCCCUCCUCGUACAGUCACUGGUUAAGCAGCUCUGUUCGCUACUUGAAAAAGACCAUGUUCGAGCCAAUCAGCUUUACAACACCAUCUGUGAAAAACUCCAUAGUAUGCACCUCAUCGAUGAUUCAUAUUCCAUGGGAGAGUUUGAAGUCAUGAGAAGUCAAUACCAAAAAGCCUUAUACCAGUUAGUGUCAGUCACAAAUGGGGCGGAAAUACCAAUUUCUGUUCCGUCCACUUGGCCUAUUGUACAACCAUCAGGUCUAGAUUGGUCCCGAUACCACAGGGAGUUUGAGGAGUUGUAUUACAUCGCAGCUGGUGGCUUUGGUCACGUUUUUAAAGCUAAACAUCGGCUCGACGGUGUAGAAUAUGCAGUUAAGAAGGUUUAUAUUAAAUCUUCAGAUGUUAAUUCUAUCAUGACCCAUUUGGCAGAAGUUAAGACUAUUGCCAGUCUUAACCAUCCGAAUAUAGUUAAUUACAAAGCCGCUUGGCUGGAACCGUUGAUAGAGUCCACUAUGAACAAAGACUUGAAAUUACGCAUGGACACAGACAGCGACAGUGAAUUUUCAGAUUUGAAAUCUAAAUUCAUCUCUUCAGCCUUACCUAACACUAUAUCCUCAUUUAAAACUCACAAUUCUAAAGAUUUAAACAAGCAAACCAGUUUAUCAGAUUUUGUUAUAUCCUUCAAAAACUCUAGUAGUUUUGAAAAUGAAGAUAAUUCUGAUGAAAUAGAAUUCGAAGAUACAGAGUCUGAGUCCAAUUCACCAGACAAACAAGAAGAGAAUGCUGUAUGCAAGAUGUUAUCAAACAAAGAAUUCGAGAACUGUUCGAGGGUGAAUUUGAAAUGGGCCACCUUGUAUAUUCAGAUGACAUUCUGCCAGCAGACUCUAAAGCAGUGGUUGGACAAGAGGAACAACCAUUUGACAAUAACAAGAAAGAAUUCUGAAGAUCUUUCUUCUGAUAGUUUUGAUGGUCAAUACUCGCCUGAUACGAACUAUCCGGUUUCCUGGACACAUGUUGAUAGACUUAUUGAUAUGUUUACUCAGUUGGUCCGUGGUUUGAACUAUAUACAUGCCCGCGGGGUUAUCCACCAUGACAUAAAGCCGAGUAAUGUGUUUGUGGAGGAGGGUGACAGUGAGUGUAGGGUACUUCUUGGUGACUUUGGGUUGGCGUGUCCCCUGCAGCAGUCCCACAGGGGCGUCGCUGUGGGGACCCAUUUCUAUGCGGCUCCAGAACAGCUGGAUGGACAGUGUAACCCAAAGAGCGACAUGUACAGCCUCGGUAUAAUCCUCUUAGAGAUGGUUCAACCCUUCAGCACGGACAUGGAGCGUGUUAAAACCAUCGAGGCACUCCGCAAAGGGCAGAUCCCGGCCAACCUCACCGCUAACUACCCAAAGAUAGCUCACAUCAUAGGGAAAUUAGUCCAGAGGCGUCCCAGCAAGAGACUGGAUUCUAAUCAGCUUUUGGAGGAACUUCAGCUGCUGUCGGAGAAUAAAGAUGAAAAAAUAAAGACCUUGAAAGAUGAGUUGGCAGCGAAGGAUGAGGAGAUAGCCCAUCUGAAGUUGAUGCUAGCUAAGUGUACUAUUAAGUCAUGAGUUGUGUUUUAGCGACAAAUAUACAUAAUAUUAUAUUUAUGGGGUGAAGGGCUGCCUUCUUUAGCUAGGAAAAUCUUGGUAAAUGAGGUAGAAUAUAAAUUAUGGAGAAGCAUACCAAUCAAAAAUCAAAAAAUCAAGUUCGUACAUUCAAUUUUUCAUUGGUUAGUACAAAGAAAAUAUAUCAACUGUUUUAUAUGGUGUUUAGUUUUUUUGCGAUUCAUAUUGAUUUCUUGAUAGUUAUUAUAUCUGAAUUAUAUAUACAACCUAUCACCUGUCGAUCAGUAAUUAGGAUUUCAAAGCACUUACCGUACAAAAUGUUUUUGCUAGUUACAAUAUUAAGUUGCAAUGCAGGAUUACUUGUAAAACUAAGUUACUAACAUCAUAAACAAAAACCAUUGCUCUAUGAUUCAUGUCAGAACAAGUCUUCCUCGUGGCGUUAGUCCUGGUUACAUCCUUAUCUCUCUGGAGAGGAGCCCGGGGUGCGCCGUUAACCCUGUAUGAAUAAUAAUAAAUUUUAAAUUUAUCUUUUGGCUAUUAGUAAAAUUUAUAUUUGUCGCAAAAUACUCAGUAGGAAGUGAUGGACGAUUUGAUAAUGUAUGAGAUUAUGAGUUUGUUUUGUAUACAACGUGCCUCGCAAGUGCUACAAUGUGUUGCAUAAUCGGUUUCGCGUUUUGUAAUAUGCUCUAUUGUGUAAAUUUACUAAUUGCGGGUGAUUGAAGUCACAUUACCUUCUAUAUGUAAGUAGGUAAACAAUAACUAAAUAAUUUUUGGUAUUAUGAUAGAAGCGGUUAACAUUUUGUCCUAACCUGGAUUUUAGCAACCAUAGUUUUGAAAUUAGAAUCUCGGAUUUUUUUUUCUUUUUAACAUGAAUUGUGUCUUUCAUGCCAAUUUCUUUUUUUUUUACAAAUAUUAGUCCGCCUUCUUAUUAAGUGUGUAUGUAGCAUUUGUGUUUUGAUAUGAUUUUGAAAAAUAGUAUUUAAAUUUUAUAAACGUCAUCAUAUUCAGCUAUUCAAGUUUCCGUUGUAGUUUUUUAUCAGUCACACAAUUUAAUUCUGUUAAUUACAACAUUUUGGUUAUGUAUGUAUGUAUAAGCUAUCUAAGAAAUUGAGAUUAAAAUAUUUAAUUUGCUCAAAAUUUACUCACUUUUUUUAUCAAUUUGAAUAAUCUUUUAUUAUUCCUAAUUGUUUGCCUUGAAUAUUUUGCUAAUUGGUAUUUUUGAUAAAUCUUAGCAUUACAAUUUUAUAAUUAAAUUUUUAUCUUAUCACAAUUAAAUUAUUAUGCCUAUAUGUAUAGCACAUGCAAAUUAAUUAAUAUGAAUUUGGUGAAUGAAAUCGUAUGAUUGAUUAUUUAUAAAAAAUGUCUAAAUCGUCCAUUGCAGACUUUAGUACUUAAAUUAAGUAACUACUUAUGUAUUUGCAUGUUUGGUGUGUGUGAUACAAUAAAGUAAUGAUUGAUUUUUAAAUAUCGUAUUAUUAUUUAUUGUCAAUAAAUCUACCUAGUUUGGGAGUUAUGUAAAUAUU